This is a messenger RNA of Coregonus sp. 'balchen', 4008 nucleotides long. Lineage: Eukaryota; Metazoa; Chordata; Actinopteri; Salmoniformes; Salmonidae. The record is from the annotation of a GenBank genome assembly.
CUUACACUGGCUUGCUUGCUGCGGCUGCUCAGGCUCACAACUUAGAAGUUCGAGGUGGAGUCAACCAACUCGCUGUCUGUUACAAUGAAAAUGCAUGGCAUAGACCGAGACCGGUAAGAGACAACUAUGUAUUUAAUUUAACUGUGCAUGUUAUUUAGCAAAUAAUCUAAAGAAUUCUUAGAGUAAAAAAAAAAAAAGCAUUUGUAUCUGCAGUCUGACACUGCCUAACUGCUAUUCUUAUUCACUGUGCUGCACUAGGCUAUGUGCUCACGUCGGGUAACUAAUUUAAACGAGAUGUAUGAAUUUCUUGGUGGAUGUCAUGUGUGGACUAGUUGGUUUACUACAGGAGAUGCAUGUGUGCAUUCCCUAGCACCGCAAUAUUCCUUAGUUUCGUUUUCAGAGCAGGGCUCACAGCCUGUCGCUUCAAAGAGACUCAAUAGAAACUAUAUCGUUCUAUUUUUGAAACGCCUACAGGAGGAGAAACGAAACUGAUUUCACAUCAAGAAGUGCCAAAUAUGCUAGUGAGGUUUAAAUAUAUAUAUUUUUUUACAUUUUUCGGUAGAUGAAAGUAAAACAUGUUAUUGUUUUUUUUCUAAUUGUGACUUGUUUGACAACAGUUUUACAUAAUAGGCCAAAUGGCUGGCUGUGCGUCAAGGGGUGAAUUUCGACCCGAGUUACACACGCAUAAAUGGAACAUAAUUCCCUUUUUAUGCACUUUUCUCUCUAUGCUAUUCUGACCUUGAAUUUAAGCAUGAGAAUAGCAUGCUAUUAACCCCUAUAAAUGAAGGUGUGGCGGAGGUGUGUCUACAGAUACACUGCUGACAGUGUUGGUUUCAUGAGCUGAAAUAAAAGACCCCAGAAAUGUUUCAUACACACAAAAAGCUUAUUUCUAUCAAAUGUUGUGCACAAAUAUGUUUACAUCCCUUUUAGUGAGCGUUUCAACUUUGCCAAGAUAAUCCAUCCACCUGACAGGUGUGGCAUAUUAAGAAGCCGAUUAAACAGCAUGAUGAUAAUAAUAAUAAUAUGCCAUUUAGCAGAUGCUUUUAUCCAAAGCGACUUACAGUCAUGUGCGCAUACAUUUUUACGUAUGGGUGGUCCCGGGGAUCGAACCCACUACCCUGGCAUUACAAGCGCCAUGCUCUACCAAUUGAGCUACAGAGGAUCAUUACACAGGUGCACCUUGUGCAGGGGACAAUAAAAUACCACUCUAAAAUGUGCAGUUUUGUAACACAACACAAUGCCACAGAUGUCUCAAGUUUUUAUGGAGCAUGCAAUUGGCAUGCCGACUGCAGCAAUGUCCACCAGAGCUGUUGCCAGAGAAUUGAAUGUUCAUUCCUGUACCAUAAGCCGCCUCCAAUGUCGUUUUAGAGAAUUUGGCAGUACGUCCAACCGGUCUCACAACCGCAGACCACAUGUAUGGUGUGGGCGAGCGGUUAGUUGAUGUCAACGUUGUGAACAGAGUGCCCCAUGGUGGCAGUUGGGUUAUGGUAUGGGCAGGCAUAAGCUACGGACAAUGAACACAAUAGCAUUUUAUCGAUGGCAAUUUGAGUGCACAGAGAUACCGUGACGAGAUCUUGAAGCCCAUUGUCAAAUAAAACAUUUUUGGUCACAUACACGUGUUUAGCAGAUAUUAUUGCGGGUGUAGGGAAAUGCUUGUUGUGCCAUACAUCCGCCGCUAUCACCUCAUGUUUCAGCAUGAUAAUGCACGGCCCCGUGUCACAAGGAUCUGUACACAAUUCCUGGAAGCUGAAAUAUCCCAGUUCUUCUAUGGCCUGCAUUCUCACCUGACAUGUCACCCAUUGAGCAUGUUUGGGAUGCUCUGGAUCGACGUGUACAGCAGCGUGUUCCAGUUCCCGCCAAUAUCCAGCAACUUCGCUCAGCCAUUGAAGAGGAGUGGGACAACAUUCCACAGGCCACAAUCAACAGCCUGAUCAACUCUAUGAAAAGGAGAUGUCGCGCUGCAUGAGGCAAAUGGUGGUCACACCAGAUACUGACUGGUUUUCUGAUCCACGUCUCUACCUUUAUUUAAAGGUAUCUGUGACCAACAGAUGCAUAUCUGUAUUCCCAGUCAUGUGAAAUCCAUAGAUUAGGGCCUAAUGAAUUUAUUUCAAUUGACUGAUUUCCUUAAAUGAACUGUAACUCAAUAAAAUCUUUGAAAUUGUUCCACGUUGCGUUUAUAAUUUUGUUCAGUAUAUUUAGAUGGCUUUCUUUCAUUGAUCCCUAAUAUACUGAACUCGUUCUCUUGAUAUAUUCUAGUGUGUCGACAAAAUUCAAAGUAAAAGGUACACCUUAUUUAAAGGGAUGGCUUAAGAUAAAUGUACUGAAAACCCUAUUGAAUGAAAACUCAAUGAGAAAAUCUGUUGGCCAGCAAGUUUCAACAGUUGAAUUACAUUUAUUUAGAGCAUGCAAGGUAGCCACACCAGCAGAGCACGUUACAAGACUGAAUAAGGUAAGUCUCUGAAAACCAAAAACUGAAAAGUGCGUAGGAAAGGCGAACAUUUCUAAGUCUGAAUCGGCCCCCAAUAGCCUAUAUAUAUUUUGUAUUUAUUUCAUGAAAUCCUCUUAUCCUGCUUUUUCUUCCUUUUUUUUCAGACAUUUUAUGCAUCUUCAUUGUCUGUGGAUUGUCGGCUGUGUUGGUGAGUAUAAAUAAACUAUCCACAAUUAGAACUUGAACAAUGGCAAACAAUCUAUGAUUUUCUAAACAUUUGUUCCAACUCUCUCCUCCAGCCUCCUCCUCCCUGCCCUCCGUCCCUGUCUCCAUCUCUUCCCCUGUUGGAAGCCAAGCCAUCCUUCCCUGCAAAUGGAGGUCCCAGCUAGACGACGUCCCAGUUUGCCACAUCCAAUGGCAGACACCCGAUGAGCCCGUGUUUGAGCAGAAGGGAGAGCAACAGUGGCAGGCCAGCGAGUUUGAGGGGCGGGUGGAGGUACCUAAGGAAAAGCUUUGGGAGGGCGACUGCUCUCUAAUCUUGCGCGACGUGCAGUUUGGGGACGUGGGGCUUUACGAGAGCUUCAUGGUGGUUGACGGGGAAAGGAUGAAAAGGCGGGUGUUCAUCCAGAGUGUCCAGCUCUCAGUCUAUGGUAAGGGUAGAUCUACAGGUCAGACCUGGGCUGAAAUGGUUGUGUUUUAUUUAGCUAACCUCAUCUCUCCUUGUUCUCUCCAGACCAUAAGUCCAAGCUGUCCUUGGGCAUUGGUGAAGACCUGGUCCUGAAGCUCCACACUCCCCAGGCCAUGAGAGUGGUCUUCCAAGGGAGGAACAGCACAGAGUGGAAGGUCCUGUGGAUUAGGGGUGACAAGAAGCUCAACAGAGGUCAUCUUGAGGAGGCUGAAGGGGUGGUGGUCCUCAGAGGGUUAAGGAUGGACAACUCUGGGACAUUUAAGGUGCUGGAUUCCCAUGGGCUGUCGGUGAGCACUGUGAAACUCACAGUGGAAGGUAAUAAAAUGUCCUAAAUGCUAAUGCAUAACCUUUUGUUUCUUGUUUGUGAUGUAUCUGUAAACACGUGCAACUGCUGCUAACAUUUUAAAUGGUGUAUCCCACAGAAGUUGCUAAAACUCUAAAGCUUCCCCAGAUCCAGGACAAACCUGUAGGUAAGAGACUGAAAUAAAUAAUUGACAUUACUUAUGCAAGGCAAGUAUACCAAGUUCAUGACACUGUCGAAGACUGAUGGACAAUAAUAGUACAUUUUGAACAAGUUAUCUUCUCUGUCUCUCUAGGUAAAUCGACUGUUUACAGGUCCUCCUCUCUGCUUCUUGUAUUUGUCCUGCUGAUCAGUCCCCUGAUUCAACAUCUCCUCUAACAAGGUUUAAACCUUUUGGGCUGGUUUCCCAGAACCAAAUAAACAUACCCCUGUACUAAAAAGCACUUUCAAUUACUAAAAAGCACUUUCAUCCAUUGAAAGUGCUUUUUGGUCUACAGGCAUAUCAGAACCUCAAAUACAUGCUUGUUUUACUCCAAUGUUAGUAAAGAAUGUAAAUGUAAAUACACUUUAUAGCCUCAAAACAUGGUUAAA